Molecule: messenger RNA, 2376 nt
Organism: Procambarus clarkii (red swamp crayfish)
Lineage: Eukaryota; Metazoa; Arthropoda; Malacostraca; Decapoda; Cambaridae
Source: RefSeq, a predicted model, not a curated record
AUGGGGAAAGGCGCUACUACUCAUCAAGUACAGGACACUACUCAUCAAGUACAGGACACUACUCAUCAAGUACAGGACACUACUCAUCAAGCACAAGACACUAUUAAUCAAGCACAGGACAGUACUCAUCAAGCACAGGCCACUACUCAUCAAGCACUGACCACUACUCGUCAAGUACAGGACAGUACUCAUCAAGCACAGGCCACUACUCAUCAAGCACAAGACACUACUCAUCAAGCACAGGACACUACUCAUCAAGCACAGGCCACUACUCAUCAAGCACAGGACACUACUCAUCAAGCACAGGACACUACUCAUCAAGUACACGACACUACUCAUCAAGCACAGACCACUACUCAUCAAGCACAGACCACUACUCAUCAAGCACAGACCACUACUCAUCAAGCACAGACCACUACUCAUCAAGCACAGGACGCUACUCAUCAAGCACAGGACACUACUCAUCAAGCACAGGCCACUACUCAUCAAGCACAGGACAGUACUCAUCAAGCACAAGACACUACUCAUCAAGCACUAGCCACUACUCAUCAAGUACAGGACACUACUCAUCAAGCACAGACCACUACUCAUCAAGCACAGAUCACUACUCAUCAAAUACAGGACACUACUCAUCAAGCACAGGCCACUACUCAUCAAGCACAGACCACUACUCAUCAAGCACAGGACACUACUCAUCAAGCACAGACCACUACUCAUCAAGCACAGACCACUACUCAUCAAGCACAGACCACUACUCAUCAAGCACAGGACGCUACUCAUCAAGCACAGGACACUACUCAUCAAGCACAGGACGCUACUCAUCAAGCACAGGACACUACUCAUCAAGCACUGACCACUACUCAUCAAGUACAGGACAGUAUUCAUCAAGCACAGGCCACUACUCAUCAAGCACUGACCACUACUCAUCAAGUACAGGACAGUACUCAUCAAGCACAGGCCACUACUCAUCAAGCACAAGACACUACUCAUCAAGCACAGGAUACUACUCAUCAAGCACAGGCCACUACUCAUCAAGCACAGGACACUACUCAUCAAGCACAGACCACUACUCAUCAAGCACAGACCACUACUCAUCAAGCACAGACCACUACUCAUCAAGCACAGACCACUACUCAUCAAGCACAGGCCACUACUCAUCAAGCACAGGACACUACUCAUCAAGCACAGACCACUACUCAUCAAGCACAGGACACUACUCAUCAAGCACAGACCACUACUCAUCAAGCACAGACCACUACGCAUCAAGCACAGUCCACUACUCAUCAAGCACAGACCACUAUGCAUCAAGCACAGACCACUACUCAUCAAGCACAGACCACUACGCAUCAAGCACAGUCCACUACUCAUCAAGCACAGACCACUACUCAUCAAGCACAGGACACUACUCAUCAAGCACAGACCACUACUCAUCAAGCACAGACCACUACUCAUCAAGCACAGACCACUACUCAUCAAGCACAGGACGCUACUCAUCAAGCACAGACCACUACUCAUCAAGCACAGGACACUACUCAUCAAGCACAGACCACUACUCAUCAAGCACAGACCACUACUCAUCAAGCACAGGACACUACUCAAGCACAGGACAAUACUCAUCAAGCACUGGCCACUACUCAUCAAGCACAGACCACUACUCAUCAAGCACAGGACACUACUCAUCAAGCACAGACCACUACUCAUCAAGCACAGGACGCUACUCAUCAAGCACAGGACACUACUCAUCAAGCACAGGACACUACUCAUCAAGCACAGACCACUACUCAUCAAGCACAGGACGCUACUCAUCAAGCACAGGACACUACUCAUCAAGCACAGACCACUACUCAUCAAGCACAGGACGCUACUCAUCAAGCACUGGCCACUACUCAUCAAGCACAGGACACUACUCAAGCACAGGACACUACUCAUCAAGCACAGGACACUACUCAUCAAGCACAGACCACUACUCAUCAAGCACAGACCACUACUCAUCAAGCACAGACCACUACUCAUCAAGCACAGGACGCUACUCAUCAAGCACAGGACACUACUCAUCAAGCACAGGACACUACUCAUCAAGCACAGGACACUACUCAUCAAGCACAGGCCACUACUCAUCAAGUACAGGACACUACUCAUCAAGCACAGGACACUACUCAUCAAGUACAGGACACUACUCAUCAAGCACAGGACACUACUCAUCAAGUACAGGUCACUACUCAUCAAGCACAGUACAGUACUCAUCAAGCACAGGUCACUACUCAUCAAGCACAGUACACUACUCCUCAAGCACAGGACACAACUCAUCAAGCACAGACCACUACUCAUCAAGCACAGACCACUACUCAUCAAGCACAGGCCUUAACACGCCUGUAA